AUGAGUCCUGGGAAACAGCUCACUGUCACUCACAUAGUCCAACUCAACUCCACCCAACCACACACUACGCAAUCCUUGUAGGGUAGCUGUGCUCUUUCUGAGAAGUCUAGAACUUUAGUGGAACGGUAGUAGAGAGGACAGAGAAAGUACCUAUAGUGAACUAGGACCCCAGGAAUUAGCCACUGGUGGGCAUUGUGGUGCUUCAUAGGCAGCCAACCAUACAAAAAGAAGAACUUUACAUCCUUCUUGUCAUUUUGAAAGACUGUAAAACCAGAGUCCAAUCUUCAUCAUCUCACAGGAAGCCAAGAACUUACUACUUGUUCGGGACCUUGAACAAUGAAUUCAUAAAGACUCUUAAAGGUCCAGAAACAAAGUCCAUGCAGACAAAAUCCUCUGGAAGCAGAAACCCUCUCUCUUUAAUAGAAAAGUAAAUACAGAAGCCAUUGUUCCUGACCAGUUCCUGAUGGAGAUUUCAGCUACCACAGAAGACUACUAUACAGCCACAGAAUUUGACUAUGGAGACUCCACCCCAUGCCAAAAGGCUGCUGUAAGAGCCUUAGGGGCUGGACUCCUACCACCCCUGUACUCCCUGGUGUUCAUCAUUGGAGUGAUAGGCAAUGUUCUGGUGGUUCUGGUGCUCAUGCAGUACAGGAGGCUUCGAAGCAUGACCAGCAUCUACCUGUUCAACCUGGCCAUCUCUGAUCUGGUCUUUCUUUUCACUUUGCCUUUCUGGAUUGACUACAAGCUGAAAGACAACUGGGUUUUUGGUGAUGCCAUGUGUAAGCUCCUCUCUGGGUUUUAUUACCUGGGCUUAUACAGUGAGAUAUUCUUUAUCAUCCUGCUGACGAUUGACAGGUACCUGGCUAUUGUUCAUGCAGUGUUUGCCCUGAGGGCCCGGACUGUCACUUUUGGCAUCAUCACUAGCAUCAUCACCUGGGUCCUAGCCAUCUUGGCCUCCAUUCCUGGCUUAUACUUUUUCAAAGUCCAGUGGGAAGCCAAUCACAAUACCUGUAGUCCUCAUUUCCCCUAUGAGAGCCUGAAGCAGUGGAAGCGGUUUCAGGCUCUGAAGCUGAACCUCCUUGGGCUAAUUUUGCCUCUGCUAGUCAUGAUCAUCUGCUACACAGGGAUCAUCAGUAUUCUGCAAAGACGACCCAGUGAGAAGAAGGCCAAAGCCGUGCGCCUGAUAUUUGCUAUCACGCUUCUCUUCUUCCUCCUCUGGACCCCCUAUAAUCUGACUGUAUUUGUUUCUGCUUUCCAAGAUGUUCUAUUCACCAAUCCAUGUGAGCAGAGCAAACAGCUGGACCUGGCCAUGCAGGUGACUGAGGUGAUUGCCUACACUCACUGCUGUGUCAACCCAGUCAUUUACGUCUUUGUGGGUGAGCGGUUCCGGAAGUACCUCCGGCAGCUGUUUCGAAAACAUAUGGCUGUACCCCUGGCAAAAUGGUUGCCCUCCCAUUUUGUGGACCAACCAGAAAGGGCCAGUUCUAUAUCUCCAUCCACAGGAGAGCAUGAGCUCUCUGCUGGCUUCUGAUUCAGACCCCUGGGUGUCAACCAAGGUCUAGGAGAGAGUGAGGAGAUAGAACAUGGCUCUCUAGGACAGAUACCGGCAGCUGUCACAAUGAGGAUUCACAAUCUUGUAGGGUGAGAGGAAACUUAAAGGUGGCUUAGGUAUAAGUCAUCUCUUUAAUUUAACUUUCCUUGAAUGUCUCUCUGUUGAAAAGUAGAUGAAUGAAAAAGUAGGAUGUUCCAGAGACUAGGAUAAUGGAUACCAAUGAAGGGCUUGGGCCCAAUAAGAAUUAGGAUCUGUGGACAUUAACAAACAGAGCUGAACUAAACUUUUACUGAAUCCCACCCCUAAUGAUGUGAUAUUCUAAACAAAAUUCAAGAAAGUAUUGUAAUAGAAAAGAAUUUUGUAUACUUGUAUAUUGACAUACAUUAUAAAGCAUAAGAUGUUAUAUUAAAAAUUUAAACUGUAACAAACU
Molecule: messenger RNA, 1982 nt
Organism: Peromyscus maniculatus bairdii (prairie deer mouse)
Lineage: Eukaryota; Metazoa; Chordata; Mammalia; Rodentia; Cricetidae
Product: C-C chemokine receptor type 1
Biological process (GO): inflammatory response; cell chemotaxis; calcium-mediated signaling
Cellular component (GO): membrane; cytoplasm; external side of plasma membrane
Molecular function (GO): C-C chemokine receptor activity; chemokine (C-C motif) ligand 7 binding; chemokine (C-C motif) ligand 5 binding
Source: RefSeq, a predicted model, not a curated record